Jatropha curcas is the source of this 1473-nucleotide messenger RNA. It is a transcript of the gene RCAR3, whose product is annotated as regulatory components of ABA receptor 3. Lineage: Eukaryota; Viridiplantae; Streptophyta; Magnoliopsida; Malpighiales; Euphorbiaceae. The record is from RefSeq and is a predicted model, not a curated record. Gene Ontology annotation, molecular function: abscisic acid binding; protein phosphatase inhibitor activity; signaling receptor activity. Gene Ontology annotation, biological process: abscisic acid-activated signaling pathway. Gene Ontology annotation, cellular component: cytoplasm; nucleus.
GGUGAUUAGAUAAUAGAGAGGCUUGAGGUAGUUCUUCAAUGGCGGUGGGUCGCGUACACUUCCUCUUCUCCUCUUGAAAAAAUAAAACAAACAAAAUAGACUUGCACAAAAAUCUCUCUCUCUCACUUCUCUCGAAAAACGCCAGUCAACGGAGGCCGGCGAUCGCUGCUGCUAUUUCGGCGGACGACAGUUUUGGAGAGAGAAACCGGACUCUUUCUCUCUCUCUCUCUCUUUCUCUCUCUCUCUCCAUCUGAUGCUUCUGUUUUCAGAGUAAGAAGAAACACAAGGAGGCGUUUGGCUUGAAGAGAAAGCAAACCGAAAAUGAAUGUUCGGAGUAAUGGUACUGCGCUUGGAAAUGGAUUUGGAAGUGUAGAGAGUGAAUACAUUAGGAGACAUCAUAGACAUGAUCCUGCUGACCAUCAGUGUAGUUCUGCUCUCGUUAAGCACGUCAAAGCUCCUGUUCAUCUCGUUUGGUCUUUGGUGAGGAGAUUUGAUCAACCACAGAAGUACAAGCCCUUCAUCAGCAGGUGCGUCGCACAGGGGAACAUUCAGAUAGGAAGUCUUAGAGAAAUUGAUGUAAAGUCUGGCCUUCCUGCCACUACAAGUACUGAAAGAUUGGAAUUUCUUGAUGAUGAUGAGCAUAUUCUCAGUAUCAGGAUUAUUGGUGGGGAUCACAGACUUAGAAACUAUUCUUCAAUCAUUUCCCUCCAUCCAGAGAUCAUUGACGGGAGACCAGGGACUCUGGUAAUCGAGUCAUUUGUGGUAGAUGUUCCUGAUGGGAAUACCAAGGACGAGACAUGCUACUUUGUGGAAGCUCUGAUAAAGUGCAAUCUCAAAUCACUAGCUGAUGUGUCAGAGCGGCUUGCAGUGCAAGACCGGACUGAGCCCAUUGAUGGCAUCUGAGUGUGGGACUGAACUUCCAAGAUAUGGUGGAGGCUAUGGUUGUUAAGGAUGAAGCUUUCAGGGCACUUAUAUCUCAGAGGCUCUGGAUACUGACUAGCUAUAGUACUUUCUUCCACGCUAUUGCACUCUCUUUCAUUUUGAUUGUCAUGUUCCUCCUCUAAUUAUUUGCUGGAUUCCCCAUCUUUAGUAUCUCAAGGACCACACCCUUUAUAAAGCUUUAUCGUGCUUGUGAAUGAAAAGAGUUUUUUCAGAAAAAAAAAAAAAAGAAAAAAAAAAAAAAAAAAAAAAAAAAAAAAAGAAAAAAAAAAAAGAAAAACGAAAAACUAGGUUAUUUUUCUUUGUGAUAUCCAGAGCGUUUUGUUUGUGAUGGAAAAACAAUGUUGUAUAUAUGUGCGCUGGAAGGAUAUGUUUUGUAAGGUCUUUCCCUUAUAAUUUUAGAUCUAGGUAAAACAAGUUUGUUGAAGUUAAUGUUUUAUUUUAUUUUAUUUUUCUCUUUUAACAACCAUACGUUUGAAGAAGCCGAAGCCUGAAGGUAAUAUAGAGAGGCAUUUAUAUUUGUCAUGUUUUAAA